UACAUUUCUCCACUGUUGUGGAACCCUUGUAUUGUGACAUCGUUUUCAUGUUGGUUUUGACAUAUUCAGUUAGUAGUUAAACCCUCGUACUGUCCUUGCGUUGAUUUCGAGUGAACCCCAGAAAGUGUCUUGUGUUUACCUUUAUAACUGCGGUUGGUUUGACGGGGAUGGCAGACGACGCUGUGUUCGAGUUUCUCCAUAUGGAGAUUGUGGCACACAUUUACAGGGAUCAGCAAUCCAUGAAAGGAGAGGCGGACAACAAGGAGAGGUCCUCCCGUGUUUCCAUUUUGGAGGGGAUGGGCUACAGAGUCGGACAAGGGCUCAUCGAGAGGUUGACAAGGGACUCCCCCUGCUUCAAAGAUGAGUUGGAUAUAAUGAAAUUUAUUUGUAAAGACUUCUGGACAAAAGUAUUCAGGAGGCAGGUGGACAAUCUCAGAACUAACCAUCAGGGCACCUAUGUAUUGCAGGACAACAAAUUUAAUUUGCUGACACAGCUGUCUAAUGGUAAACAGUAUUUGGAUCAAGCACCUAAGUACCUUGCCUUUUCAUGUGGUGUGGUGAGAGGAGCUCUGUCAAAUCUAGGUCUUGAAAGUGUGGUUACAGCUGAGGUCUCUGUCAUGCCAUCAUGUAAGUUUCAAGUGGUGAUCCAGAAAUUAUGACAAGGUCCCACCUUGCUGCUUAGUUCAAACACCCUUGUCCUUAAUGUCAGGUUCUGAUGUUACCAAAAAAUAAAUUACCUUCCAUUCUCUUCCUUUCAUUACUGCAACAACAGAAAGAAUCAGACAGAGUAAUGCCCAUAGUUGUGGGGCUUGCUACCUAUACUGUACUUGUUGAAAUUGGAUACAGAUGCAGCGUCUCUUCUUGCUGAGUUCUGAGCAAGUCAGCAAAAUGCUUUUUUCAUCUAUUGUAUGGACGGAAGUGAAACCAAGCCCCGAUUGGUCAUUCUGCUUGAUAGUGUGUUGUCUUUUUGCAUUCAGUAAAUUCAGUCCUUGAUCUCGAUGCCCUCGCAAACUGUGUUCACAUGUAUCUGUUUUACAGAAAUAUCAAUAGAGCUUAACAAAUUCAUUAGAGCAUCCCACAUUGUAGGUUUAAUUCCACUGCUGCCCUAAUGUAACAGCAGUUGUCAUUAAAAAAAAAAGGCUUGUUUUUUUGUCUCUUUAACAGAAAUAUUUCUCUUUAUAAUUGUUAUCCAUUAAUUUGCAAAUGUACCAUUUUACAAGAAAUAUGAAAACAAUAGUAAGUCAUGUUAUUUGUUGAUUAAUUGCAAUUAUUUACUUGCAUUCUUGAACAGGAAAAAAAAAAACGUUUUCAUGGUUGAAUGUUACACUUGAUUAAUUUUUGGCUUGUAAGACAGUGAGUGGCUCUAACUUGUGUAUAAAAAGUAAAAUGGUGAAAUGUCUACAGCUCAUUGAAAUGGAAAGAAUCCACAUUGUAAUGCUGGAUGGUAUCAUCCUCAUUUCUAACAGGUGGUCUAAUAAACUUGUAGAUGUGUGACAAAUGUAAGAAGAGAUCAACAUAAAGUGUCCUAGUCGUAUGUUUGCCCACUAUAUUUUAAUGUAACCUAGCCAAAAGAGAUAAUGGUUAAACAUUUCAUAUAUAUGUGCUCAUUUGAGAACAGUAAAUGAUCUAGAAUCUAGAUAAAAUGACUACAAACACUGAAUGCAAUUUGUAAUAUUGACUGAAUCUCUUGUAUUUUUUAAAAUAAAAGACAAACAUUUUAGUAAGGCAAAAUUUUGAGUCUGGUCCACACCUCUUGUGGAUGCUGUAGCAUGAGCCACUAGAGGGACACACAGCGCUGUUGUUCUGUUGUAAGCGCUUACACUGCAAUGGCCGUCUAGAAACUCGAUCCAGCUCGGAUCUGCUUUUCUCACACAAAUCUCUACCUUGAUUUUUACUCUUCAAUCAUUUUGUCUGUUCUCAAACAUUUGGAUAAUGGCAAAAUAAUUUGUGACUAUAAUCAUUCAUAGUUUAAUUGUAAUUUCAAUUGUAUCCAGGCACAAAAGCCAUAAUGUUUAUGUACUCUUAGCCUGUCCUUUGAGCACUUUCAAAAACUCAUACAACAGAGUGUUUAUAUUACUUGUACACUGAAAGCAACUUGCUUCCAUGAGCCUUUUACAAAUCCAAAUCAUUUUACAUUAUGUUACAAUGUCUACAACCAUUACUUCAUUUUUCCUUCGUACCAUAAAUGUUGAAUUACUAUUUCUGCUCCUGACAUCUAUGUGAAUGGACUGCAUAUCCUAAAUCUUAAAUUCUGUAACAGUGUAGUCAAUCCAGACAACUGAAAUCCCCCACUUUAUUAAAAAGGCAAUUGUUGUAGUUAGAUUUCAGAGAAAAAUGAAUAGUAUCUCCAACUGUUUAAUUAUUUGCAAUAUUAAACGUCGUAGAUGACAGCAGUGGAAGUGUUGGAUUCUCACUUUGGUUGCUAAUUACCUGUUUUCAUUCUGCUUGUAAUUGUGCAAAAACAGGGUUAAAGCCUUUGAAACAAGAUUAUCCAGUGAGCUGAAUAAUCAUAAAGUUAAGUCACUCUUUGUCAUAUGAACAAUGCAACAGCAAUCCACACAUGAAGUAAACUGUAUUUGAUUGAAACACAUCAGAAUAUGCAUGUGCUGCGACCCACUGAAAAGUUGAAAACACAAAUCCUAUGAAAAUAAAACAAGUCUGCAGGCAGGAUUAGAGAGGGAGCCAGCGAGGAGGAGGCAGGGGCUGGAGUUGCAGAAAUCGGGUGGAGGAAGGGAGUGAAGGGAAACUGGGAUGGAGAGAAUUAGAAGCCUCUCCAGGAGGCUUGAUGGAAAUGAAAUGUAAAAAAGGAGGAGUUUAUGAGAGAUGGGAGGAGUUGGGGGUAGGGAGUAAGCAUGACAAGAAGAGACCAAGGAUGGUGUGAAUUAAGAGGGGAGGCUGAAAACAGGAAAAGUAGAAUGUAUCUGCUCCCCAUUUUUUUCUUAGCUUUAUUGGCUAACACGAUCAGUACCUCUAUUGAGUCAAAUGCCCUGGAAGUUAUACACUUUGGAAUCCUACCAAAAUUUGUAGAAAAAUAUGCUUCUCAAGUCAAAGAAAAUCAGCAGCCAACUUGUCAUUGUGCUUGACAUCGCUCCCGAGUCCAUACCUCAGGAAAGGCUGCAAGACUUUAGUUCAGUGAACAUCAUCGAAAAGAUUCGUUCCAUUCAUGUGUUUCCCGCUUUCAGUCUUUUUCUUUUUCUUAUUGUGACGAGUAACAGUGAUGGCAAACACAAAAAAAUGUGACGUGACCAUUGAACUAUAAAACUUAUUGCAAUACUGUAUAGGAAAGUAGUACAGUAUAUGCAUCUCUAGUUGUCCUGGCUGCUCAGUAGAAUAUGACUCAAGCAACCAUAAUAUUUUCAAAGCAUAAAAUGAACAGAUGUUUCAUUUUUAAUGUGAAGAGACUCAUAUCUCAGGUGCACGUAGCCUGUUUGUCAUUGUGUCAAAUUGAUGGUGAAUCUUUGUUUUGA
Molecule: messenger RNA, 3467 nt
Organism: Phycodurus eques (leafy seadragon)
Lineage: Eukaryota; Metazoa; Chordata; Actinopteri; Syngnathiformes; Syngnathidae
Gene: trappc6bl
Product: trafficking protein particle complex subunit 6B, like
Exons: 7
Coding region: 168-659 (163 amino acids)
Biological process (GO): regulation of GTPase activity; endoplasmic reticulum to Golgi vesicle-mediated transport
Cellular component (GO): TRAPP complex; trans-Golgi network; cis-Golgi network
Source: RefSeq, a predicted model, not a curated record